UAAAAUGUAUUUUUCGUAUAUUUCGAGGCGAAGCGAUAUAAAUAAAUAAUAAAUAAAAACAUAAAUAAGUAUAUGUAUAAAUUCGCCUUGGUAUACGUUUUGUACAUCAUAAGUGAUCAAUAGUUUAAUUGUGACCGACGACCGAGGGCAUACAUAGUUAAUAAUAAUGAGCAAUGCUGCUUCCAUUUUGUCAGACCUUAGACCAUGUGGUUAUGUCUUGGCCACUAGCCAGUAUAAAUAUUUUGCAUUGAAAUGCCUUUAUUGUGACAAAAAUUAUGGUCAAUGGGCAACAUUUCUGCAGCAUUUAAGGGAGCUUCAUAUGGGUGUUGAAGAUGAAACACAAUGGCUUGUUGAAUAUCCUGAGGAUGCAUUGGAACCACAGGUUGAAAGUAAAAGACUGACAACGGUGGAUUGUCAUACGCAUUGUGUCGACGUAGAUAUGGAAACGAAUGAUAGAAGGAUUUCCCCGAACCAGAGUGAGUUGAAUAAAAAGGUUAAUGAAUCGGAAGAUAUAUCCGAGGAAAGUCAAGCGGAUGAAGAUGUCAAUGCCGAGAGUGCGGAGAACGUACUCGUUGUACAUUCUGAUAUUGAAAACUCAUUAAACAAAUCUAUUUACGAAGAAGAUAUGAAUGAUUCACAGGGCGAUUUACAUUUUAACAUGAACCAAAAUCCUAUAUCUCCAGAAUCUUUUACACAAGAGAUUAAUAUAGAUUUGAAAGUUGAAAAUGUAGCAACGCACAAAUUCAUUGAAAUAUACCAAUUCUUUCCCACUCUUUGGUCAAUGAAAAAUUUUGGUAAUAAUACCAAUAGAAAACAAUGUCUUGCAAAAAAGGAUAUAUUAAGAGCGUUUGCCGAGCAAAAUAUGCUAAUUUCUACAUCUAAUUUAGAAGAGUCUCUUUCUGAACUUCGCCGUCAAUAUAUUGACAUAGCUAGAAGGUUGGAGGAAGGAAUCGAAAUUUCGGCUAUUGAAGAAAACUACUUAAAAGCAUGCUCGUUUCUAGAAUCCUACGCAAAAUCGGUGCUCGAACAAGGUCCCAUUACGGAGACGGAAAGCGAAAGUUCUUUCGUUGGCCAAAGUGAAAAUGAGUCAUCAAAUGAAAAAGAAUAUAACUAUGACACGCAAAGUGGAUGUGACUUAUCAGAUGAUGGCAUAGAUACGCUUCAAGAUAAACGCCAAACCUCUGUUGUGAAGUUUUCUACCCGAAAUAAUAUUACACGUGAUUUCAUUCAAUGCUUUCGCGAUCAGCCUUGUUUAUGGAAUCCACAUGACCCAGCUUAUAAUGACUUUAAGGAGCGCCGGCAAGCGAUCAUCAAAAUAAAAGACUUCUUUUUGAAUAACUAUAGUUUGCAGCUUACGGAAGGAAAAAUCAACAGUGACAUUAAACGAUUAUACAUUUUUUACAAAAGAUGCUAUUAUUCAUGCCGAGAUUUAAAUACAAUUCGUAAAUAUUAUUACGAACGCUGCAAGUUUUUAGCAGAUGCGGAAUUGGACAAUAUGCAUCUAAUACGUAGUAACGGCUAUAAGAAAAUCUCAUUUUCCGUAAGUGAUGAAUUUACACUUGGGUUUAUCGACUUCUGUGCCAUGCACCCUGUACUGUGGGACAAAUCUCACCCUAAUUAUUCAGUGUUAAAUAUUCGCAAAAAAGCUUAUGAAGAAAUCGCCGCGAAUUUACAACAUAUAUACAAUGUCGAAUUCAGCCAUGAUGAGCUUUAUUACGCUAUCUCUCGGCUGAAGCAGCACUUUUAUAACUUGCAGCAAAAGAAGAUCCUAAAUGAAUCACUAACAAAAGACGAGCAGGAUUUCAUAGCACGUUGUAAUUUUCUGCCACAAUCCGACUACAAUUUACAAUGCCAUAUAUGCGAGCGUAUAUUACGCAGCAAUGCCACGUUGCAGACACAUUUGCUAAAAGUGCACAAUAUUGGUGAGCUACCACACAAAUGUGAUUAUUGUGAACAACGUUUUGCACAACGAAGUAUAAAAAGGGAGCAUCAAAUACGCGCUCAUACAAAAGAAUUCGAAUGGUUUUGUCCCUACUGUGCGAAAGGAUUUGCCAAUCGUCGUGACAUGGAAAUGCACCAAAUGGUACAUACCGGAGAGCGAAAAAGUAUUUGUGAACAUUGUGGCAAGGGUUUUCGCCUUAAGCACCAAAUGACAGAGCAUGUAAAGAUUAUGCACGAACGUUUGCGAAGAUUUAAGUGCACUAUGUGCCCUAAAGAUUUUUUGCGAAAACGUCAGUUAGACGAUCACAUACGUACACAUUUAAAUAUACGUGAUAAAAUUUGUAAUAUUUGUGGCAAAGGGUUUACAAAUAUGCAUGGCCUCUUCCGUCAUAAGCUACUGCAUUCAGAUGUUAAGCGCUAUGAAUGCAAAGUUUGUGGUGAACGCUUUCGAUUGAUUUCCGGUUUGAGCUCACAUAAAAAGCGAAAACAUAAAACUUUUAAGCAGCAAGUAAUUUCUACAAAUGUAUUUAUUGAAGAGGAGGAGGGAGAAGAUGAAAAUGCAAACGGUAAGUGAAUGAUGAGAGUUCUUGAUUGUAGUCAAAUUUAUGUAGUAAUUGAUAUUGGACAAACUACAAAAAAAUACAGCGCAUUGAUCUCUAAUAACAAGCCUCGCUACCUGUGGGUGCCGAUUUCGGAGACCAACCACUACCAAAAGAAUCACUCGAAGAGCACUACUUGACUUUCCUAAAUGUUUUACUUCGAUAUUUCAAGUAGAUAUACAUAUGUACGAACAAGGCACAUUUCAGCUCGCUACUUCUUUGCUUGAUUCGAAGAUUUUUCGUUUUGGCGUUCUAUUAAAGCUGGAUAUCCUUGUUAUUAUAAUCUGACUAUUAAAAAAGCAACACCGUCUAUAUCGAUUCAGUUGGCAUUCUCUUCUAAAUAGGAGAGUGGAAGUAUUCUUUCGAGAAAAAAAGAAAACCGUUUGUAACAUUUUCUGUUUUUUACUUUAUUUAAUAAAUUUUUCUUAAUUUCGUGUACCACACUGCACAAAUUGCCGCCAUUUAUGACAAAUAACUGUGCGAGUUGAUAGAUAACUUGAAGUAUUUUUUAAAUUUUAAGAG
Rhagoletis zephyria (snowberry fruit fly) is the source of this 3062-nucleotide messenger RNA. RefSeq lists its product as uncharacterized. Gene Ontology annotation, molecular function: DNA-binding transcription factor activity, RNA polymerase II-specific; RNA polymerase II cis-regulatory region sequence-specific DNA binding. NCBI's taxonomy places the organism in Eukaryota, Metazoa, Arthropoda, Insecta, Diptera, Tephritidae. The record is from RefSeq and is a predicted model, not a curated record. Gene Ontology annotation, biological process: regulation of DNA-templated transcription.